AUGGCCGCGGCGUCGUCCUCGUCGGGUUCCUCCUUUACCUCUUCCUCCCUCGGCCGCCCUCCCACCUACAGCCGCUCCUACGCCAGUCCGGUCGACUCGACCUGGACGCCGACCUCCGGCAUUUCCACCAUCUCGGCGCCGUCCACGGGGGGCUCGGCAGCUCCCCAGACCUCGUUGCGCCACUUGGACCUUGGCCCGCCGGGCUACCAAGCAACAAUAACUCUUUUCCAAGAUACGCCCGACGAACGAACCGUCUAUCUUGGCCCGUGGGAGGUGGUGGGGUCGGAGCAACGCCGUGUCCUCUGGCAGUGCAGCUAUCAGAACGAGCUCCUCGAGCAUUAUUUGCCGUCGGACAUCCCUUCGGAGAUUCACCCUCAUACGCUCCACUCGCGCCACCGCCAAUACCAUGACCCCUCUGACAUGGAACGAUAUCUCACCUUUCCCGAGCCGCACCGCAUUCGCUACACGACCGAUGAGGGGGUCUGCAUCCACGACCAGUACAUACAAGUGAGAUACGAGUUUACCUCAGUCGAGGGGUCCAUCCAGUUCCAGGGCGAUGUGCGGAGAAGAGACAUGAUCAACUACUUCGACGUUGAUGUCGUCUGGACCAACGUCCACGGCCGCACUGACGGCUUCGGCAAGGUCAAGGGCAUCGGCGCAAUACAACGCCUCAAGAUGUGGCGCGACCGCUAUACCACUUUCCACUCCAUCAGCGUGCUUGCGAACAAGACGGACGGCCAGUACCGCGAGUACGACGUGCACCUGUUCGAAGGCGAACUGCGCGGCCGUGACGACCGCGCAAAGCAAGUUCGGCUCAACGUGCGGGGGCGAAGAGGGAGUGCGCCGGAUGAGAACAACCCUCAGCGCCGAUUUUCGUUUGCCCAGAGGGUACGCCCGCGGGUGCGAUCGACCGGGCAUGCGGGCCAUAGCCCGCAAGAGUCUCCGGGGCCGUCACAGGCAUCGGUAGACAUCAAACAUCUGUCGAUCCAGUUCAGCAGCCGCUCAGACUACCGACGAUUCUUGGAGGCGUGGGCAUACGCGCACAGCACGGAUCGAGAUUUUCAGGGCCUCCCGUUCCCUCCGAAUCACUUUGAGCUGCCGUCGCCUCAGAUGCUGCCAGGACAGGCGUCUGAGCUACCAUCGCCGGAGCUGUCGCGCAGCCUGGACCCUGUGCUGGAGCCGGAGGACCAAGAUCCGCGUGGCUGA
Messenger RNA from Purpureocillium lilacinum, 1206 nucleotides. RefSeq lists its product as uncharacterized. Lineage: Eukaryota; Fungi; Ascomycota; Sordariomycetes; Hypocreales; Ophiocordycipitaceae. The record is from RefSeq and is a predicted model, not a curated record.